Lolium perenne is the source of this 3654-nucleotide messenger RNA. RefSeq names its product disease resistance protein RGA2. Lineage: Eukaryota; Viridiplantae; Streptophyta; Magnoliopsida; Poales; Poaceae. The record is from RefSeq and is a predicted model, not a curated record. Gene Ontology annotation, molecular function: ADP binding.
UACCUUUGACCUAACAACAAAUCGAGUCUUGGAUCCAUUUGCAUCUCUCCUCUCCAACGAUCUCCACCAACAGCAACUGAGCAACCCCUUUUCCCCGUUGUCAUCUUCACGACCAGUCGACCACCACUUCCCCCCAUCUCUCCUCCGCUCUAGGUGGUGACUACGGCGACGGCCCCUGCUAAACAUUGUCUCAUUGGUCCUGACACUGCGAUACAGCUCGCGAAUAAGAGGGACAGGAAGCCGCAUCAUGGCAGGGUCAGAUUUGCAUAGAGCUAUGGGCAUGUUGAACUUAGCUGCCUUGGAGGAGCAAGGUCUGAAGCUAGGCGUGGAGGCACUGCUCUCAGAGCUCCGUAUCUCUAUCAGGGCUGUAUGCGACAUGGAAGAGACUUCGGCUGGCGUGAUCGAGCUCAUGCAGAGUGGUGUCAGAUUGCUCAGUAUUAGGCUUUGCCAAGUUCUUGAAGAGGUCUUGACCAAGCAGCAAAGAGUUCAUGUAUUCCGUCAGGUAUCUCUGAACUUUCCCUUGAUGAGUGUCUUCGUUCGCCCUAGACUCAACCGUUGUCUCAAGAGAUUGCGCAUUAAGGUCACUCAACUUGAAUUCGAUUCUAGAUCCAGACCUGUAUCUGAACAGAAUCUCUCCGCCCUGAGAAAUUCAAGUUAUUCAACAGUGGUUGGGAAGGUAGCAGAGAAUAUGGUGGAGAAGAUGGUGAGGAUUUUGCUGGUCGACAGAACUGGGGAUGAUGGACCAUUGUUUCUGCCAAUUGCUGGAGGUCCUGGAUCUGGGAAGACAGUUUUGGCACACACCUUGUUUAAUGAUGAUAGGGUCAUGGGCAUGUUUGUUCUGCGAGCUUGGGUUCAUGUUUCACCACACUUUGGUCUCUCGGCAAUCUUAUUAUCAAUUCUUACCGUAUCCAGCUCUUGUGACAAUGUUGAUCAAUAUGAUCAAGCAGAUCUGAAGAGACAUGUUGAUAAAUAUGAUCAAGCAGAUCUGAAGAGACAUGUGCGAGAAACUUUGAGUGGCACAAGAUAUUUGCUAGUUCUAGAUGAUGUGUGGAGUGAGAGUGAGCAGGAAUGGCGCGCCCUGAUGCAGGCCCUGCCAUCAAAUGGUACGGUAAUAGUCACUAGCCGAGUUUCGGCUGCUGUAUGUUGUGUGACCUCUGUGGGCACUGGAGAGGAGGCUACACUGGAGAAGAGGCUACACUCGAGAUUUGUUCAUCUGUGGACAGAGAAGGCCGCCAAAAUUCGAUGUGAAGCAGAAAUUCAGAUGUUGAGAAUGGAAGAACCUGAUGAGUUUAUUUUGCAGAGUGCCCAUGCCAGCUAUUUCCAUCUUCCGUUGGACUUACGGAAAUGCCUUCUUUAUUGCUCGAUGUUCCCAUUUGAAUACAAAUUUGAUCCUGAAGAAUUAACUGAUCUUUUGGCUGCUGAAGGUCUAAUAUCGCCCACUGUGACUCAUGCCCAACGCAGAAGCUAUCUCCAAAAGCUGUUUGAUGUGUGUUUCCAUCCAGUGGAGAAAUCUGGAAAUGCAACAGCAAAGCGUACAUUCAGGAUGUACAGUAUAUUACACAGGUUUGCUCGACUUGUUGAUAAAAAAAUCAGUGGAACUGUUGACAAUUUUUCAUCUCAUAUUAGCAGAAGAAAAGAAGGGACACUAGAAUCAGUAAAGUAUUUAUCCACACAAGAUAUUGACUAUAACAAAUUGCGUUGGUUCAAAAAGUUGAAUACCCUAAUAGUACUUCAAAGAAAUAGUCCAGAUGGGAUUAAAGAGCUCCCACGGUGGUUCUUUAAAUUAUUCCAGCAUCUGAGGAUCUUGAAUUUGAAAGGUAGUAAUAUCAGCUCCCUCCCUAAAAAGUUUGGUAUGAUGUCCAACUUGAGAUAUCUCAAUCUUUCAUGGGCAGAUAUAGAAAAUAUUCCUAGUUUUGUCUCAAAACUGCAGAAUCUGCAAACUCUCGUACUCUCCCACUGUGAGAAGCUCCAGAAACUGCAUGGAACUAUAAGCAAGCUUGUCCUGUUACAGAAGUUGGACCUCCAAGGUUGUUGCUGUCUCAUGGAAUUGCCCUCUAACAUGGGUGAAAUGAAGAGCCUUCAGUAUCUAAAUGUUCAGGAGUGCUCAUCUCUAAAGAGAAUGCCAUACAAUCUGGGCCAAUUAGCGAAUCUCCAAACAAUGUUAGGAUAUGUUAUUGAUGGAAGAGCAAUAUCAGAACUGCAGUCAUUGGAAAAUCUCAAGGAGUUGAGUUUGGAAUGCCUAGAAAAUAUUUCAGAUGUUGCAAAUGCAAGCGAUUUGAGGCUAGAAGAUAAACAACAGCUUGAUUCAUUGGUAUUUCAGUGGAACAAGAAUUCUGUUGAUAGUAGUUCAAGAGCGUCUGAAGUCCUUGACUGCCUUCGACCAAAUGAACACUUGAGAACCCUGGACAUUGUUGCAUACGAAGGAAUUGCUUUUCCAACUUGGAUGACAAGCAGCAACGCACAUCUCAUUUCACUGGUUGAGAUUAGGCUAGUUAAUAUGAAGGUGUGUCAAACAUUGCCGCCACUUGGGCUACUACCUCUCCUGAAGACUGCUGAGAUAAGUGGAGCUGAAGCCAUCAGUUCUAUUAGUGAUAGUUUCUACGGUCAAAAUGGCACAUUCCCUUCCUUGAAGAAAUUGAUUUUCUCUAACAUGCCUAAUCUAGAGCUAUGGGAACAGCCACAUUAUGGCUCUGUGUUUCCUUGUUUGCAAGAGGUGACAAUCAUCCAAUGCCCAAAGUUAGCAUUGCGCGUGGAACCUCCAUCGGUUACAAAAUUGAUAUUGUGGAUGAAUAACCAGAAACUGCAUAGUUCAACAGGAGCUCUAGGAAAUAUGGCACACAUUCUGAAACAUGUCUCGAUUUCGUUCUGUCAUGAGCUCAGAGCAUCUUCGUAUUGCGAGGGUCUUCAGGAUCUCUGUAGCCUUAAAGGAUUGGAGCUCUGUGGAUGUGACGAGAUGACAUGCUUGCCACGGGGUUUGCAACAACUUUCCUCUCUCAGAAGUUUAACAAUUGUGCGUUGCGGCACACUGGAAAGUUUACCAGAUUGGUUGGAGAAUCUACCUUAUCUGCGGCUGGUGCGUUUGUCUGCUUGUCCUAUGUUGCACUCAGUCCCAGAAAGUUUGAGAUUGCGCCAUUUUACCCGAAUAUGCAUUGAAGAUUGCCCUAACUUAAAAGCACAAUCAUCGGAGACUGAUUGGGAAUGGUAUGACAGCGACGAUGACUUAUUAGUAGAUGUCAUUCCUAAUAACUGCACAUGAGAUUCCCUCUCAAAACUCUGGUUCCAGUAAACCUGUGAUGCGCGACACUCUCUCUUUGGAUUUUGGCUACAGUGGACGUGACACCGAAAUCGUCAGCACAACCAUCAGGAUACCCAUUAUUGCUCCGAACUGAAAUCAAGCUGGCAGGAGUGCAACCACCAGCAAACUGAACGAAACAAUUCUAGUGGAUUCAGAAAUGCGCAGAGAAUUAUUCAGCCAAUGUAAGAGCCACUGUUUAGAGGGAUCACGAGUGCAAUUUCAAAGCAGUACUAGCUAGUGCCCAUCUGUAUCUGCCAAUGACUCUGAAAAGAGGGGAACAUAGGGUAGAUCUAUCUGUGAAUGAUUUUUUCCUCAAUGUCAAUGAUACUGUGGAACUUUAAAUGUCGGAUAUCCUAUGA